AUGUCACUAUCAAAGUUUUUUAAUCCAUUUCUUGACGAUUUACCAAUCCAUCGAUUCUCUAUAAAUGAUUUAAAUGUGUAUUUACAAGACAUCAUCAAUCAACUUUUAUAUAUUAAAGAAUCUGAAGAUCCAGUAAAUGUUAGACUAUUCCUAUCAAAAUAUUUUGAACAUGUUGUAAAUGGAACACAUACUAUUCAUAGAGAAUUUAAAUAUAUAUCAGCUAUUCCAUAUAACCGUAUGACAUUUUUAUUUAAUUUAUGGAAUGCUUUCAUGCCACUGAAAGAUAAAGAUUUCACUAUUGAAGAAUUUUACACAAUUGUCCAAUUAUUUUGUUUCGAUUUUCCUGGUGAAAUACUCUCUCAUUGUCAAAAAACUUUGAAUAUAGUACACAACUCCACAAUAGUUUACCCUUAUAAAGAUUUUGAACUUACUAAAACUGAGUCAGUUGGGUUGACUAAUAGACAAAAGGGUCAAUCCGAGUUAGUCAGUGAAUCAGACAUUUCUAGUGGAGACAGUAAAUGUUCACAUAAAUCAGUGGCAUCUGAAUGUUGUUUUAAGAUGAACAUAUUGGUUGACUUACCAAAUAAAUAUGUGGACUCAAUAGAAUUUCUUAAUUUUACACGUGGGUUGUAUAAAGAAUCAACUUUAUUAUUACCGCCGAAAUUAUUGAUGCAUAAAUGUGCCAAAACAUAUCUAUUUCAUUCAGAAUUUAAUCUAUAUGAUUUAUUUACAUCUUUGGCAACAGAUCACUUAUUAAUGAAAGAAAUAGGGUUUCCUCAAGUCCAUGGUUCGUAA
Schistosoma margrebowiei is the source of this 795-nucleotide messenger RNA. The record is from the annotation of a GenBank genome assembly. NCBI's taxonomy places the organism in Eukaryota, Metazoa, Platyhelminthes, Trematoda, Strigeidida, Schistosomatidae.